AUGACGAUGAAGUUGGCUGUUGUGCAAUUCUUCAUUAUUUCUCUUCUCCUCUCAUCUUCUUUGUUCAUGUUUACAAACGCAGAUUCGUCACCAUGCAAUGGAAAGUGCAACGUGAGAUGUUCAAAGGCAGGAAGACAAGAUCGGUGUCUCAAGUACUGCAAUCUAUGUUGCGAGAAGUGUAACUAUUGUGUUCCCUCAGGAACUUAUGGAAACAAAGAUGAGUGUCCUUGUUACCGCGACUUAAAGAACUCCAAAGGCCAGCCCAAAUGUCCUUGA
Molecule: messenger RNA, 276 nt
Organism: Eruca vesicaria subsp. sativa (arugula)
Lineage: Eukaryota; Viridiplantae; Streptophyta; Magnoliopsida; Brassicales; Brassicaceae
Source: the annotation of a GenBank genome assembly